AUGCAUCGUCUUAUUACUCGCCUCCGGUUCCCAGUGCUCCCCUUGCGCAGCAGCAUUGCCCAAUGCCGCUCAUUAAAGCCAUCGCCGCACUUGACGGCCACACCUCGUCCAAGCCCAACCACCACCUCCCAAUACACCCGCACCUUCACCACCUCGCCAACCUUAUACAAGAAGAAGGACAAGGCCGCCAAGAAGAACUCCAACUCAGACGGUGAAUCAUCAGGAUCUUCCGGCUCUGCCGCCACUGGCGCCGGCGCCGAUGUCGAGGACCCUUACGAUCUCUCCACUCUCCACUCGGGCAUCACAAGCGCGAUCUCUCGACUCAAAGAUGAUCUCUCCAAGCUUCGCUCUGGCGGUCGUUUCAACACAGCGGUUCUGGAAGGGUUGAAGGUCUCAUUAAGCAAGGACGGCCAAGACACGGCCCGAUUAGGCGAUUUGGCGCAAGUUGUCCCCAAGGGAGGACGGAUGGUGACCAUUCUGGUCGCAGAAGAAGAGCACAUCAAACCAGUCUCCUCGGCAGUCAUUUCCUCCAAUCUAUCUUUGACCCCCCAGGCUGAUCCCCACAAUGCGCUGCAAUUGAAUAUCCCCAUUCCACCACCGACAAAGGAGUCCCGAGACAAGAACGUUCAGGCUGCCCGACAGGCUUUUGAAAAGGCCGCGGGUGCGGUCCGCGAUGCUCGAGGCUCGAUCCACAAGCGUCUUCAAGAUAUGCAGAAGAAGAAGAUUGCUCGACCAGAUGAUGUGCGCAAAGCGCAUGAUCAGAUGGAGAAGGUGGCGGAGAAGGGCCAGAAAGAUGUCAAGGAUUUGUUUGACGCGGCUAAGAAGAGUUUGGAGCAGGCAUGA
This is a messenger RNA of Penicillium oxalicum, 843 nucleotides long. Its product is annotated as ribosome-recycling factor. The coding region runs from base 1 to 843 and encodes 280 amino acids. Gene Ontology annotation, biological process: translation. Gene Ontology annotation, cellular component: mitochondrion. Lineage: Eukaryota; Fungi; Ascomycota; Eurotiomycetes; Eurotiales; Aspergillaceae. The transcript has 2 exons. The record is from RefSeq and is a predicted model, not a curated record. Gene Ontology annotation, molecular function: ribosomal large subunit binding.